AUGUCAUCAAGCGAUGGAAGUUCAUCUUUGGGUACUUCUGAUAUUGUUGGUAUUGCUGUUGGAGGAGUAUUAGCACUUGCUACUGUUAUUGGACUUCUCUUUAGCUUUUACACGAUGUGUUGUAAAAAAAAUAAAUCACCACAAGUAUAUCCUCAAGCAAAUCAAUAUAAUCCAUAUAAUCCAGCACAAAAUGGUGCCUAUGGUCAACAAAUGAAUACGGGUUAUUAUCAACAGUAUCCACCUAAUCAACAGUAUCCACCAUACCAACAAUACCCACCUUAUCAACAAAAACAACAACCACCACAAUCAUGGAAUAGACCACAAACUGAUAUGGAUCGACCCCCAUCUUAUACUUCUGCAAAUCCUGUAACGAAACCAAAUGGAAAAAAUUAA
Molecule: messenger RNA, 393 nt
Organism: Adineta steineri
Lineage: Eukaryota; Metazoa; Rotifera; Eurotatoria; Adinetida; Adinetidae
Source: the annotation of a GenBank genome assembly